AUGCAAGAAAAAGCAGUUCAAACGUUCAGCAUGGCGAAGACAGAGGGCGUCAAAAGAAAGUUGAAACCAGUGAUAGAAAAGAAGAGGAGAGAUCGAAUUAACUACAAUCUAGAUGUUUUGAGAGAUCUGCUUUUCAAGAACACUGCUGACACACGUUUACAAAAUCAUAAACUGGAAAAAGCCGAGAUUUUAUACCUCGCAGUUCAGUACAUCAGAGAGACCACAAGAAAGAUGGAGACAAAAGGGAUGUCCAAUGAAAUGCAUUCCAAGGCUUCUAAGAAUACAACUGUUUCUGUGGGCAGCAUCUACAAAAAUGACUUUCCAGCAUAUGUAUCAGAUUUCAAUGGAAGAUUUAAUCCAUCUGAGCAGAAAGCGGUUCUUCUGAAACUGGGGACUAAUCUUAAAAAUAACCUAAGUGGCACUUCCAAAGUAGGAAACAAUCCAAAAGUUCAGACAGGCAUCUCACAGGCUAAGACCUUUUUGCCAUCAUCAGGCAAAAACUCCCAUCAAGAACUUCUCUUACACCCUGGAUCAUCUUUGUGUGGCUCGAAACUUUCAUAUCAAACAACUUGUCCUCUCAGUUCAUCAUCAUCAUCAUCGUCAUCAUCAUCACACUAUAAUUCUCCACCAUCAUCUCCCACUGUUACCAGCACGGCCUCCUCUCUCAGUAACUCUCCUCCAUUUGUUUCCACAUCUUGCCCCCAGCCUCUCUCUUUGUCAUGGUGUCCUGACGCAUUGCCUUCUCUUUUAACAACACCAAUUUCACUUUCAUCUCAGCCAUUUCUCCCCCACAUCACUAAAGAUUUUACUCCACCACAGUCACCUGUCCUUAGACAGGAACUCUUUCCUUUCCCAGCCCAGUCCACAUGGAGACCGUGGAGCUGA
This is a messenger RNA of Myxocyprinus asiaticus (Chinese sucker), 885 nucleotides long. RefSeq names its product putative protein TPRXL. Gene Ontology annotation, biological process: regulation of neurogenesis; anterior/posterior pattern specification; regulation of transcription by RNA polymerase II. The transcript is spliced from 4 exons. Lineage: Eukaryota; Metazoa; Chordata; Actinopteri; Cypriniformes; Catostomidae. Bases 1 to 885 code for a protein of 294 amino acids. Gene Ontology annotation, cellular component: nucleus. The record is from RefSeq and is a predicted model, not a curated record. Gene Ontology annotation, molecular function: RNA polymerase II cis-regulatory region sequence-specific DNA binding; DNA-binding transcription factor activity, RNA polymerase II-specific; protein dimerization activity.